AUGGCAGCUCCGCCCUUUCGCGUCCUGCUCUUCAGCAAAACUGCCGGCUACCGCCACGCCUCCAUCCCCGCCGCCCUCUCCGCCCUCACCCGCCUCUCCACCGCGUCCACCACCUCCAGCACGCCAUUCACCGUGCACGCCUCCGAAGACGCCAGCCUGUUCACGCCCGAGUCGCUAGCCGGCUACCGCGUCAUCGUCCUGGUGCACGUGUCCGGCACGUUCCUCUCCUCGUCGCAGCUCGGUGCACUGCAGUCAUUUGUCCGCGGCGGAGGCGGCGUCGUGGGCGUCCACACCGCGUCCGUGGGGAUGCCUUCCGAUGGGGAGGAUAUCGUGGACGAAGAUGGAUGGUACCAGCGCAUGGUUGGCGCGUCCUUUGCUGGACAUCCGGAGCCGCAGAUGGGUGUCAUCAAGGUUGAGGAUGCGACGCAUCCGAUCAUGGCGCGGGGUUUGCGGGGCCUUGGUGAUGGUCUCGAGAGCUUUGACGACGAUACACAUCGACGGAGGUGGUUCGAUGAGUGGUACAACUUCAAGGAAAGCCCUCGAACGUUGUCCUAUGUGCAUGUACUCUUGUCAGUGGAGGAGGCGUCCUACCAAGGUGGCACGCUGGGUGACGACCAUCCACUCAUCUGGUGCCACGAGUUCGAAGGAGGACGGGUAUUCCACACGGCCCUGGGUCACCUUGAUGCCGCCUACGUUGAUGAGAUGUUCAUGGGGCAGGUACUAAACGGUAUCCUCUGGACGGCGAAGAUGAUCAAUGUGUAA
Purpureocillium lilacinum is the source of this 762-nucleotide messenger RNA. RefSeq lists its product as uncharacterized. Lineage: Eukaryota; Fungi; Ascomycota; Sordariomycetes; Hypocreales; Ophiocordycipitaceae. The record is from RefSeq and is a predicted model, not a curated record.